AUGCAUGGACUGCCGGACAAUGCUCUGUUUCGGCGGUUGUUACUGGUAGCAGAGAGUCGCCAAGGGACGCUCAUCCAUGAUCUAUGCCAUGGAGUGAGUGCUUCAUAUCGCCAACUACUCCGAGAUGUGUCGAACUUUCGACAAGAACUACGGGAAACACUCCCAGAAUAUCUUUUGACGGAGGACGGCAUAGCCCGUGAUGAUGAUGUCUAUGUCUGUACUACGACAUCGGCAAGCUACGAAAUGAUUGUAGCGUUCUUCGCAAUCCUUUCCAUAGGAGCAGCGAUUGCGCCCCUGUCUCCAAGCCUCAUGCCUCAGGAGGUGAUGGAUCUCUACCACACAUUUGAUGCAAAGUGCAUUAUAACUCAUCCAAAAGCGGAGCUCGCACCAGGCCUCAAGCAGCAUGCUAAAGAGAUGAGUAUCAACGAGCCAAAUAUCAUUUCGGUGCGUGUACGUGGUACAGGACAGGGUAACGAGGCUCCUGACCCCUUUAUUGACCCUAGCAUUACGCUUCCCAUGAAUCGCCCAGUCGUAGCCCUGUUCUCCUCCGGAACGACUGGCCCUCCAAGGGGAAUCAUCCAUGGAUUAGAUUAUUUUACUGCACAAGUAGGGCCUCUCGGGCCAGAGGAUGCUUUGGUCCUUGCCCAUCGCCCCAUGCACUACGGAGCCAGCCUGUCCAGUGCAAUUACAACUAUUCUUAGGGGUAUCCAUCUGGAGAUUCCCCGUCCUGGACCUAGUGCACAGUGGAUUUGGGAACGCUUGCGGCAGGGCGGCGUCACGAAUCUAGCCGGCUCACCGGGAUUUUGGGUGUCGCUCAUGGAAUACUACCAGCAACAUCUUGCUAAGCUCCCCUUAUGUGAACUGCAGCCUUACAUUGAUAGUGCGAGGGGUCUACGUGUGGCCAAUUGCAGUGGUGCCAUGGCGAUGCCCAGUACCAAAAUAUUCUGGAAGGAAAUCAGGGGACGUCCUCUACAGAUGGUCUGGGGAAGCACCCAAUCGUCCAUUGGCUUAAAAACCUCGUCAGAUGUUGACAAUACAUACUUGCAUGCGAUCGGACGGCCUUUACCGGGGGUUACCAUCAAGCUCUCCCAGGGUGAUCAUGGUGAGAUGAGAAUCAAGACACCUACGAUGUUUCUUCGGUACUGGAAGAAUGAAUCUGCCACCAAAGCAGCCUUCGACGAGGAAGGAUUCUACAAGACUGGAGAUCUGGUCUAUCUCCAGGGCAGCGACUAUAUCAUCCAAGGGCGUGCCUCGACCGACAUUAUCAAUUGCAAUAGCUGCAAAAUACCCAUUCUUCUUGUUGAAGCAGCCCUCUCAAGACUGCCUUACAUUUCUGAGGCCCACGUACUCCCGGUAGCAGACCCCAGAACAGGCAGUCGAGUUGCCGCUCUGGUGCGCUGCCGCGCUGAGAACAGGCCGAAGCUUACGCUCCACUCUCUCCGGGAGGACCUCUCUUCCUACCUGCCCUUGGUUCAAUUGCCUACGGUACUGCGGGUUCUAGGUGAAGGAGAGGAGGUUCCCAGGACAGUCUCCAGCAAGGUGAUACGAGGAGAAGCUAAGCAAAUAUUCUUCCCCCAGAAGGCAGAUCCCUCCUUAUGUGAUCUUCCGGCUCUAGUUCAAGUUUGUGACGUCAAAUUGGGCACAGAUCUGCGCCCGCGGAGGAUGUGGGAUUCAGGGGGCGUUCAGUAG
Aspergillus bombycis is the source of this 1689-nucleotide messenger RNA. RefSeq names its product class I adenylate-forming enzyme family protein. The coding region runs from base 1 to 1689 and encodes 562 amino acids. The transcript has 5 exons. NCBI's taxonomy places the organism in Eukaryota, Fungi, Ascomycota, Eurotiomycetes, Eurotiales, Aspergillaceae. The record is from RefSeq and is a predicted model, not a curated record. Gene Ontology annotation, biological process: fatty acid metabolic process. Gene Ontology annotation, molecular function: medium-chain fatty acid-CoA ligase activity.